AUGUACUACUGCUCCGUCGGUGCGACCAAAGCGGUGGGCAGAGAUGUCGUGGAGGCCCACUACAAGGCGUGCCUGUACGCUGGCGUGAAGCUGGGCGGGGUCAACUCGGAGGUGGCCCCAGCGCAGUGGGAGUUCCAGGUGGGCCCCUGCACUGGCAUUGACGCAGCGGACGACUUGUGGAUGGCGCGCUACAUCUUGCAGCGCCUCUGCGAGCUCUUCCACAUAGGUGUCACGUUCGACCCGAAGCCCGUACCCGGUUGGCCUGGUAUCGGUUGCCACACGAAUUAUUCCACUAAGGCGACGAGAGCGCUUGAUGGUUUGCAGGUUAUGGAGCAGCACAUGGAAUUGCUUCAGAGACGGCACUUCGACCACAUGGCCGUGUAUGGGAGAGGCAACCGGAGACGCCUCCAGGGCGAGGACAGCACCGCCAAGAUAGGCGAGUUCACCUGGGGCAUCGGCGACCGCAGCAGCAGCGUCCGCAUCGGUGCCCGCGUCGCUGCUCGCGGCUGCGGAUACUACGAGGACCGCCGGCCGGCCUCGAACAUGGAUCCGUACGAGGUGACCCGGCUACUUGUGGAGACCACGCUGCUGAGUGCGAAGCCUGUCCGCUUCGCGAUGCCCUCGAAGUCGUUCUCUGCGGGCUGCUCCCCCAGCGGCCCGGAGGAGCCGACGCCCGAGGGCGGCGAGGCGGGGACCGCCUGCGCGUCGUGCGCCGACGGAAUGGCAGACAUCGCGGCCGCGCCCGACGGUUGCGAGCAAGUGCUCCCCUACAGCAUGGCGGAAGGCCGAGAGGCGUGGGCCUGA
Molecule: messenger RNA, 804 nt
Organism: Prorocentrum cordatum
Lineage: Eukaryota; Dinophyceae; Prorocentrales; Prorocentraceae
Source: the annotation of a GenBank genome assembly